Molecule: messenger RNA, 1655 nt
Organism: Papilio machaon (common yellow swallowtail)
Lineage: Eukaryota; Metazoa; Arthropoda; Insecta; Lepidoptera; Papilionidae
Product: PAT complex subunit CCDC47
Exons: 11
Coding region: 158-1552 (464 amino acids)
Biological process (GO): endoplasmic reticulum calcium ion homeostasis
Cellular component (GO): endoplasmic reticulum
Molecular function (GO): calcium ion binding
Source: RefSeq, a predicted model, not a curated record
UAAGAUAAUAUAUUAUAUUUUAAAUAGAAACGAAAGGUAUGUAAAGGUUGAAAUAUAAUGUAGGUAUUUUUAGGCUUAAAAUUGUGAUGUGCAUAAAAUUUCAUUGAACAAAAAGUAUCCAAAAAUUUUACGUCAAUAAAUAAAUUUAAGCAGUACAAUGCGUCUUGUGCUAUUAUCAAUAGCACUACUUCUAUGCAGUGUAUAUGUUAAAGCAUUUGAAGACCCAACAUUAGAAGAUGAUGAUUUUGCAGAAUUUGAACAGUUUGAUGCAGAUGAUGAUGCAACUGUAGCAGAUUUCAGUGAAGAUGAAAAAGAGGUACCUGUAGAAAAGAAAGCCCCAACAAAAGAUAAAUUUUCACAACAAAGAGAUGUUGAAGAUGAUAUGCUUGUUGAGGAUGAAGACAAUGAGUUUGAACAUUUCCAAGAUCCUGAAGAAUUUGAAGGUUUCCAGGACAGCGUUCCGCGUAGUUCCGAACAACCCAAGAUCACUAUAUCUAAAGUUCCUAUAUCAGUGCGUCGCCGCUGGGACGCUUAUUGGUUAGAGGGCAUAUUGUGCUGUGCCCUCGCCGCUUACGCCAUGGCCUACGUUAUUGGUAGAGCAAAGAACACAUCAAUUGCUCUCAACUUCUUGAAGCUCCAUAAACCAUUGUUAGAAGAUAAUUUUACUCUAGUCGGAGAGACGGGCGCGGACGUGGCGUGCGCGGAGGGCGAGCGCGGCUGGCGGCGCGAGGCGGAGCACUGCUUCACAAUGUGGUGCAGCGGACGUGUCUGCUGCGAGGGCAUGUUGCUAACACUCAAACUUAUCAAACGUCAAGAUCUAGUGCACGUGGUGAUGGACCUUGGCCGGCCUUCACCUGACACACUGCUCGUGCGGGUGGAACUUGGCAAGGAUGACUGCGAUCCUUUCGUACUGUGUGUCGCACAGAAGAAGGUUGCCACCCGUCUCGCCAAGGAGAUGCAGGAUUUGAGUGUAUUCUGUCCGGAACGUCGUCCGGGUGACAAACACGGGUUGCCUGUCAGUAUGAACGUGUUGUCUGAAUGUGCGGAGGCGACGGCCGGUGUACUGGACUCGCGUCUGUGCGGAGCUAUCACACAGUAUCAGAAGCAUGUUCAAUAUAUACACAUCUCCGAUAGAUACUGCGGACCUAAGCUGAUGGAGGACACGGCGAUGACAAAGCCCCCGGAGACGGAGCGGGUGCUGCUGGCGAGCUUCGCUCUGAGUCCGGGAGGUGGCGGAGAUGAGGUGCGUCCGCUGCUGCAGCUCGUCUUCUACCUGCUCGAGAAACUAAAACGGCUCAGACUUAGCAAGGAGGCUCUAGCGAAGUGCGAGAAGCGUCGUCAGAAGGUGGCGGAGGCGUGGCUGCGCGGCGCACACGCAGCGAGGCAGGAACAGGCUGCGCAGAGACGGGAAGAAAAGCGCAAGCAGGAGAAGGAACGCAUACUUGCCGAGGACGACCCAGAGAAACAACGUCGCUGGGAGCUAAAGGAACAGAAGCGUCAACAAAAACGCAAAGCGCCAAAGCUGAAGCAACUCAAAGUGAAAGCUCUGUGACCUAUCAAAAUAAUAUGAAUGUCGUUCGUGUAUUGCAAAUCAUGUGCAGUUUUUUUUUCCUUUUUUGUUAAUUAUAAUUAAGUGUUAAAUAUACUCGAAGAAC